Molecule: messenger RNA, 707 nt
Organism: Arabidopsis lyrata subsp. lyrata
Lineage: Eukaryota; Viridiplantae; Streptophyta; Magnoliopsida; Brassicales; Brassicaceae
Exons: 2
Coding region: 269-598 (109 amino acids)
Source: RefSeq, a predicted model, not a curated record
CUUCUAAUCUCCAAAAUGGUGAAAAUUUCAUAGCCAUUAUUGGAGACAUCUGGUUUUUCUUUUUGUUCUUUAUUUUUUUCUCUAGUCAAUAUAUAGAGAUAUUUUUCUCUUUCUUACUGCAUCGAUCCAUCUCUUGACUGAAUAAAUACGUCAAAAGAAAGCCUUAACGAUUACACACUCUCAUACUUAUCUCCUUUUUACGUUUCUCAUUUCUCUCCUCUCUUUGAAAAUAAAAACAUUUGAUUAGAAAUAAAGGAGAUCAUAAUAAAUGGCAGAUCAAAACCCAAGAAUCAUCGUCGAGAAAAACCCAUCUCAAGCUCGUCUCGACGAACUAAAGUUCAAGUCAUGGCCCAAGUGGGGAUGUUCACCAGGGAAAUACCAUUUGAAAUAUGAAGCAGAAGAGAUAUGUUACAUUGUGAGGGGUAAAGUUAAGGUUUACCCUAAACCACCAUCAUCAUUAUCAUCAUCAUCGGAUGCAGAAGUUGAAUGGUGUGUAGAGUUUGGGGCAGGUGAUAUUGUCACUUUUCCAAAGGGACUUUCUUGUACUUGGGAUGUUUCUCUCUCUGUUGACAAACACUACAUUUUCCUCUCUUCUUAAUUUUUGUGUACUUGUUUUUUUAAUUCUUUUUUGUAUUUCUAACAUUGUGAUUCGUAUAAGUUGUUGCAUUUAAUUGGGUGUCCUUUUAGUUUUUUGUUUAGUAAGAAAA